Fusarium sp. VM40 is the source of this 1119-nucleotide messenger RNA. The record is from the annotation of a GenBank genome assembly. Lineage: Eukaryota; Fungi; Ascomycota; Sordariomycetes; Hypocreales; Nectriaceae.
AUGGCGCAAUCUAUGACGGGACAGCAGAUAAAGGCUCUUGCCGACAGCCUUGAACCUUUGACGCCCAAAGACUUAGGACCGGUCGUUCAAGGUUUCGCAAUCUUUUUCGGCGUCGUGAGCGUCAUUGUCGUGUGCCUGCGGAUUUAUGUUCGGGCUGGCUAUUCUGGAGUGGCGCCGAGACUGCUCGGUCUUGAGGACUACAUGACUGUUGUUGCGACUCUGCUGCUAAUACCCGCCGUUAUUUUCGCCGUUCGCGCUGCACAAUAUGGAGUUGGAUGUCACGAUGUCAAUCUCCCCUCGCCAUUGUACCUCGUACGCGCAUCCGAAUACCAGACCUACUGGGAGAUUCUAUACUUUACCUCAUCGACCGUUAUCAAGUGCGCCAUCGGAUUCACUUGCAUACGACUAGAUUCCCGACGACGAGUGGUUUACCCCAUAUACAUUAACAUGGCGGUCAUGAUUAUCGUGACUAUCCUGGCCCUUACGUUUGUCUUUGCAAACUGCAAGCCUGUUGCCGCAACCUGGAAUCCGGGCCUUGGGACUUGCCAAAAGAUGAUCAGCCUGCAGACCGUUAGUUACAUUGUCUCUGCAAUCCAAAUGGCGACCGACUGGGUUUGUGCAGCCAUUCCAUGCUUUAUUGUCGCGGGUCUUCAGAUGUCUCGACGCAGGAAGAUUUCAGUCAUUGCCAUCCUCGGUCUGGGCGUUUCCGCCAGUGUUGCUACAUGUGUUCGAAUGCCAUACCUCAAGUACUACGACACUGCUAAAUAUCCGGAGGAGAUAGCAUAUCACCUUGGUGUUAUCAGUAUAACGUCAAAUGUUGAAUGCUGUCUGGGAAUUAUCGCUUGUUCCUUACCCCCCCUCCGGAAACUCUUUAGAUUCUACUAUGGGACCUCACGCGAUCAAAGUAAUAAGUACACAGGCGAGAGUGAAAAUGCCUUGAAUAAUUCCGGCCUCGGUAUCAGACUCGAUUCAGUUGGUGGUCGAAAGGGGACAUUUGAGGCUUCAGCUCAGCACACUACGAAACGGAUAGGAGAUCAUGAGACAGAUGACGACAAUUCAAGCAGCAAAGGAAUUAUACGAAAAACGGAAUUUAGUAUUAGUUCAACGCGAUAUCGUUAA